GAACCCUAGCCUAGAUGGCUCGAGAAUCCCAUAGCUGUCCGCCGUGACUCCACUUGUGUCGGGAGAGUACGGCCAACGAGACAUACCGGGGAUGACCUCGCGAAUAUCUUUUUCGCAGUAUCGACUAGAAGCCGAGAUCGACAAAUAUCGGGCAGAAUGUCAGUGGGAUAAAAUACCAUCUAUGGUGGAACAGCUGGCAGCAGCCCGCUUUCAUGACGACGAUGAUUAUGGCACACUGCUAUUGGCUGAGAGCUUGCUGGAGGAGUGUCUCCUGGAGAACGUGGCGCUACUACGAAGCUCAGCCCCCUUGACCGACAACUCCCAUCCUAAACUGGCCCGUGCCAAAGCACACCUCAACAGUGUCCUGAGCAGAGGGCAUCUGGAGCCAAAGUACUUUAAUGAAGCCCUCCUCCUGAUGGCCAAAGUGCACUAUGCCCAGGGACGUUUCCGGGACUCCCAGGGCAUGUGUGCCCGGACGGGCAUUGAUGAGCUGAUGCGUGAUGACCGCCCCCUCUACCAGCUGCGCCUUCUGGCCGAGGCCUUCGUCAUCAAAGGGCUGUCUCUUGACCAUCAGGCCAUGUCAGCUGCGUCUCGUGUGCGUCUGUCAGAGAGAGACGAGGAGUGUCUCUCCUGCUACCUCAGAGCCUGUGACACAGCCCUGCUCUACUUACAGGAGCUGGACAAGACCGUGAUGACCCCCAGCAGUAGAACAGCUAAGACCAGUGUGUCGUCCCCCCCUGUUGAGGUGGAGCCUGGGUAUUUCCUACAGGCAGCUCUACAGAGUGCAUACCUCUCACUGCUACACAAAGGGCACCUGGCUCAGGGGACCCACCAGCUGCGGCGGGUGCUGAGAGUGGUGGAGUCACGCAAUUCACAGAGUCUCCGCAAGGGAGUAGCGAAGAGGCUAGCGGAGGUGCUGCUGAGCUCUGUGAGUGAGGAUGGCUACUGGAGCCCCAUCACGCCCCCUCCCUCUGCCUGGCUCCACAAGGAGGGGACCAGUCAGUCUAAAGACAUGAUCUACCCAAGCCCCAGACCCCCCCAGAGAUACAGCACCGACAGCUCUUUCUGUCCUCAGGACGUGGUUGAGGAGGCUGUGCUGCUGUUGCUUAUCACGGAAUCCAUGGCCAGUGCAGACGCGGUCCUCACGCUGGCUCCAGAGCAUAAGGAGGCCAGAGAGAGCAGUCUGCAGGAGGCCUCCUCCAUCUACGACCUGCUGAGCAUCAGCAUGGCCAGGAGGGGGCAGUAUGCCAUGCUGUCUGAGUGCUUGGAGCGGGCCAUGAAAUUCUCCUUCAAUGAGUUUCACCUCUGGUACCAGCUGGGCUUGUCACUCAUGGCGAGUGGGAAGGGUAUCGCUGCUGUAUCGGUGCUGAAAGAAUGUGCCAAGAUGAGACCUCAGGAUCCCACUCCCAGCUUACUGGCAGCCAAGAUCUGCAUCAACCAGCUCCACAUGCUUGAGGAGGGCGAGGCGUUGGCUCAGAGUGUGGUUGCCAUGGCAGAUGGGGCAGGAGAGUCCCUUCCCAGGGCACACCUGGCUGUAGGGUUGUGCUGCAGCCUAAGGGCAUCAGAUGCCUCUUUGAAGGCCGAGCGGGAUGAAUACAAUCAACGGGCACUUCAGGAAUUACAAAGAGCUCAGGCAAUGGACCCUCAGGAUCCCCAAAUUGCUUUCUACCUCGCCAUGCAACUUGCACUGGUCAGACAGGUGUCAGCUGCGAUGGAGCCACUGCAGAUGGCUCUGGCUCUGCGCAGCGAUGAGCUGCAUUCCCUCCACCUGCUGGUCCUGCUGCUGAGCGCCCAGAAGCACGAGCAGCACGCCCUCGACACGCUCACACUCGCCCUCAGCCAGCACCCCGAGAACUUCAAUCUGCUGUUCACUAAGGUGAAGCUGGAGGAGGUGGUGUGUGGGACUGCGGUGGCUCUACAGACCUGUGAGGAGAUGCUGCAGCUGUGGCAGAGUCGCUAUGACGGCGUACGCUCCAGUGAGGCAGAUGACACUAGCAGUAUCCCCCCACCAGAACCUGGCCAACUGAGCCGGAAACCCAGUGGCCUCCACCUGACUCUACCAGAUUUCCAGGAGACGGAGACUGGAUCUCAGAGUGCUCCCUCAUUGGCUGUCUCCCGUCUGGAGGCCGCCAUGUCUGAGGUGUCAGCAGUAAGCUCCGCCCACAGACAAGGCCCCGCCUACAUCUGGACCACCCUGGAACGCAUAUGGCUGCAAGCAGGCGAGCUCUUCAUGGCUGAGGGCCGUCUGAAGGAGGCCCAGUUCUGUAUGCAGGAGGCCGGCUCCCUCUUCCCCUCCUCCCACUCGGUGCUGCUGCUGAGGGGGAGGCUGGCCGAACAGCGCGGGAACCUCCUGGAGGCCAAGAGCCUCUACGACGAGGCUGCCGCCAUCAACCCGCGCGGACACCAGAUACUACUGCACCUGGGUAAGCUGCUGGUGCGUCUGGGCCGCGUGCCCCUGGGGGAGAAGGUGCUGCGGGACGCGGUGCAGGCCCAGAGCACGUCGCACGAGGCCUGGAGCGGCCUGGGGGAGGCGCUAGAGAGCCGCGGCUGCAGCCAGGCACCCGACUGCUUCCUCACCGCCCUGGAGCUGGAGGCCAGCUGUCCCAUCAGGCCGUUCACUGUCAUCCCCCGCGAACUCUGACCUGAGACAGACAUACACACACAUACAUACACACACACACAUACAGUAUACACGUGCACACACACACACACACACACACACACUUACACACAAUCAACUAUAUAUACACACCACCAACUGUACAAUGGGGCAUGUUUACACUAAUGUACAGAUGUAAAUGUAUGAGGGCAUGCACAUGCACACCCGCAUACAAACACACAACCACUCCCACGUGCACACACACACACACACACACACACACACACACACCUGCACACGCACACAAAUAUACAUUGUCAUGACACAGUUGUGUUUUCUUGGAUAUAACUCAAUAUUGUCACAUACACACAGGCAGAAAAUACUUACACGCACACACACACAUACACAUGAAUGUACACAGUUUUAAUUCUACAGAUGUAAAUAUAAAUACAUGCGUUGGAAGGUGUCUGUGUUGAUGCUUGUUCAUAAAUGAUCUUAUAUCCAUUUGAA
Molecule: messenger RNA, 3109 nt
Organism: Alosa sapidissima (American shad)
Lineage: Eukaryota; Metazoa; Chordata; Actinopteri; Clupeiformes; Clupeidae
Gene: ttc7a
Product: tetratricopeptide repeat domain 7A
Exons: 21
Coding region: 92-2641 (849 amino acids)
Biological process (GO): protein localization to plasma membrane; phosphatidylinositol phosphate biosynthetic process
Cellular component (GO): plasma membrane
Molecular function (GO): protein binding
Source: RefSeq, a predicted model, not a curated record